AUGGAGGUGACGAAAGCUUGUGGAAGGAUGGAGGUGCCGGAAGCUUGUGGAAUGAUGGAGGUGCCAGAAGCUUGUGCAAAGGUGGAGGUGCCGAAAACUGGUGGAAUGAUAGAGGUGUUGGAUGCUACUGCUCAUGAUAGUAAUGUUGACGUAGAGGUUGAAGAUGUAGCUACUGCUCAUGAUAGUAAUGUUGAGGAACAUGAACCCCUUAGGUGCAUGUCAAAGACAUCUACCCUUAGUGAGUGGAAUUGGCGGGCUAAUUCAAAUAAUGGCAUUCCUGUGUCUAGUGCAGCAAUUGCUCUGUUUGAAGAUGAUAACGACACAAAUUUCGAGUUGUUAGUUAAUUACAUAGGAGUGACUGAUGAAGAGGCUACUGGACAAUUGCACCAAUACAGUGAUGAUUAUGUGAGUUUUUCAUGGUUACGAGCGUGA
Messenger RNA from Prunus armeniaca (apricot), 432 nucleotides. NCBI's taxonomy places the organism in Eukaryota, Viridiplantae, Streptophyta, Magnoliopsida, Rosales, Rosaceae. The record is from the annotation of a GenBank genome assembly.